AUGCCGGCAAAGUCCUUCUUCGAUCUCAAGACUAGGGCGGUGCCGACGAGGUAUAGCUUGUCCAAGAACAUCCAGGACCUGCUCAUAGCCCUCGACGACUUCCAUCACGGAUCCAUCGACGCGGUAGAGAUUGGCAGACUCGUGCGCUUGAGUCCAAAUCGUAGGGCGGCCAUUGCCAAUACUAUCACGAAAUGUGCAAACAUCCUCAAGAGUCAGCCUACGGAGGUUGCCACCUGCGUAGAUGUCAUCGAAAUGUGCACAGAGCUUCUCGAGAUUGCAGACAGGAAGCCCCCGAUUGACGGAUUCCCCUUUUUUCGGCUGCCGGUAGAGAUACGAGAACGAGUCUUCACUCUCAUGAUAGACAACAUCUUCCGCACCAAAUCUAUCUUGCCAGCAAACAACAAGAUCGGCAACUGCAAGUGUCCUCGAUUCGAGCGAGAUAACACGUUUCAGACGUCUCAAAUGAAGGACCUAACAAAUAUCUUCGGCCCCAAUCUAAUUACUCUCGAGUUUUUCCGAGUCUUUUUUCGCACCAAGACGUUUCGAUUCCGAUGUCCCUGCGAACUGCGAACGCACUUGACGAACAACGGCAUGUUCUUUGACAAUGUGAGGAAGAUUGUGGUUCAGUGGAGCGGUCCUGAGGCGGCAAUGGCAUUUAAGCAAUUGAAAAAGGUUCCCAAGCUUAAGAGCCUGGGAAUCGUCAUCUCUAGGCUUACAUACAUCCACCUCAACGAACGAUCGGCCACAAUGAAGAACUACUUCCCUCUGGCAUACAAGAAUACACGACUAUCAGACAUCCUCGGCCUAGACGAGCUUUUAGAAAUACGCGGACUUAAUCUGGUCGAAGUCAUGCUUGCACAUUCUUCCAGAGGUGGCACUCAGUCACACGAGAUGGAUCGGGCAAACCUCUUGGAACUUUUAUCUGGCAGACUGACGAGGCCAAAGGGGGACGAUUAUGAUGUGGAGCUGGAAUGA
This is a messenger RNA of Trichoderma virens Gv29-8, 975 nucleotides long. RefSeq lists its product as uncharacterized. The record is from RefSeq and is a predicted model, not a curated record. The transcript is spliced from 3 exons. NCBI's taxonomy places the organism in Eukaryota, Fungi, Ascomycota, Sordariomycetes, Hypocreales, Hypocreaceae. The coding region runs from base 1 to 975 and encodes 324 amino acids.